AUGGCAGACGACAUAAACAGCGUGAUUGAGCAUGGCCUCAGCGAUCAUACAGGCUCGAUACAGACCCUGGAGCUGGCAGCGAGGUGGCUUAAUGAAUGUAUCCAGAAACACAAUAGAUGCGCUGCAGCCCGAGAAGCCCCAUCUUAUCCCACUAGGCUCCUUUUCUUAGGAGACGAGGACGAAAGCGGCAAUUCGCAGAUGAAGCUACACUGUCCCGAGGACCUAGAACCUGGCCAUCCGUACGCAACGUUGAGCCAUUGCUGGGGAACCACCAAACCACUACAGCUGCUGACAUGCAACUUGGACGCGCUCCGCAAGGAUAUCCCGCUGAGAUCUUUGCCGAAGACUUUUCAAGAUGCAGUCCGGAUUGCAAGGCAUCUCGAUUUGACUUACAUUUGGAUCGAUUCCUUGUGCAUAGUCCAAGACUCGCGAGAGGACUGGGAAAGGGAGGCCGCCCGGAUGGAAGCUGUGUACAGGAAUUCCGCCUGUAAUAUAGCUGCUGCUGAUGCUAGUAAUGGCACCGAAGGAUGUUUAUAUCCUCGAAACCCUCGCUGGAUUGUACCGGUAAAAAUCCCGGUGCGUGGAACAUCCCGAAGGUCUCCAAAGUAUCUCGCCAAUCAAACAAAUCUCUUCUCCAGCCAUACGCUAUACAGCAGAGGAUGGGUACUGCAAGAGCUGCUCCUCGCACCGCGAACGCUAAAUUGCGGUAAGGCUCAGCUGUUCUGGGACUGCCAGGAGUUGCACGCUUCGGAGAUCUUACUUGAAGGGAGAUCAGACUCGUCCUGGUCGAACGGGCAUCCCGCAUCGAGGUUUCUGCGCUAUUCCUCGAAGACCGGAGAACACGUAUUGAGUGCCUCAUUAAUCGAAGAGACCCUAACCGCCAGUUUUCUUGCUGGACACAGCUUCGCUGUCCCUACGAUACACGCCAAUGAAGCUUUCAGCCACUGGGCUAGUGUGGUUGGAGCGUACACGGCUAUGAACCUGACGAAGCCUGACGACAAAUUCGUGGCUUUGUCUGGUAUCGUCUCUAUCUUCCGAAGGUAUCUUGGGGAGUAUCUCGCGGGCCUCUGGCGCAUAUGGCUGCCGUGCGAGUUGCUUUGGUGCACCUCUGAACCCGCAUCCCGACCAGACACGUACCGCGCUCCAUCUUGGUCGUGGGCUUCGACAAAUAGUAGAGUUACCUACGCCUUCUGUUCUAUGAGCGCAAGAUACGCCUUUCUGGCCGAUGUCAUCGACGUCUGUGUCACUUACGAUAACCAUCACAAGUCCAGCCUGGUAACUGGCGCGGAGCUUCGCCUCAAGGGCAAGCUUGCCCGAGCAAGCUGGUCACGCAUCCCAGGCAGAGAAUAUCGUCACAACCUCAUGAACUCACACGACCUCAGCGACAGCCCAGAAUCGUCGCCGGGGCGGUGCGCAAUAGUAUAUUUCGACGAACACGUGGAAGAUCAGGAUCGAUCGCCAGACAUAUGGAGCCUGCCUAUCGGAUGCCGGCGUAGAGGAGAUACUGCGACAUAUGGGCUCGUCCUCGACAAGGUGGAUGAGCGGACUUUCAGGCGUGUAGGCAUAUUCCGGGAUUCUAAUGGCUGUCUCGCGUCCAGGUUCGAAAGGCUGCCGCGGACCGUAGUUACUAUCAUAUGA
This is a messenger RNA of Coniosporium apollinis CBS 100218, 1638 nucleotides long. RefSeq lists its product as uncharacterized. Lineage: Eukaryota; Fungi; Ascomycota; Dothideomycetes. The record is from RefSeq and is a predicted model, not a curated record. The transcript has 2 exons. The coding region runs from base 1 to 1638 and encodes 545 amino acids.